This is a messenger RNA of Paralichthys olivaceus (Japanese flounder), 3013 nucleotides long. The record is from RefSeq and is a predicted model, not a curated record. NCBI's taxonomy places the organism in Eukaryota, Metazoa, Chordata, Actinopteri, Pleuronectiformes, Paralichthyidae.
GUGCAUUUAAUUACCUGAAGGAGAAUUUCUCCAACGCUCCGAGUCUGGACAUGAGUGGCCCGUCGCUUUGCAUGCUGGUCCGGCUGAUGGUCGCCCAGGUGCAGGAGUGCAUCUUUGAGCGCGUCACACUCAUGACGCGAGACGCACACUUCACGUCCCAACUCCGUCUGGCACAAGAGGCUGCACGGGUUUCGGACGUCUACCUGUUGGUGCAGCAGACCAUGACGCAGCCUCUGAUGAAGGACUAUGUGCCUUUUUCGUGGGCGUCCAUGGUUCAGGUCAAAUCUGAACACUUCCGCGCUCUCUCACACUACUACACUGCUGUUGCGCUCUGUGACCACAUGUCGUCUGCGGAGGACGAGGAGAAAGAGGAGAGGCAGCAGCAGUACGAGGAAGCAGAGGAGGCGUUCCUCCAGUUCUACGUUAGCGCUCCUGUAGGACCCUCACUCAGCCUCAUUCUGCAAGACCCUGAAAAGAGACGAAAGCUCGGUAAAGCUCACCUGCGGCGUGCAGUGAUCCGACACGAGGAGGCCAUGCGUGUCCACGGUCUGUGUAAGAUCCUGAGGAAGAUGGACAUCCUGCAGGACGUGUUGUCUCUCACACACAAACGCUCUUUGGACAAAUACUCAGAGCUGGACCGAGAGGACGACUUUGACGAAACCGCAGAGGCUCCAGAGAUACAGUCUCAAACCCACCAGAAACCAGACAUCACUCCACCCGACUUCUCCACAGUCCAAGUUACUGACAUCUUUCAGAGACUGGGGCCUCUGUCUGUGUUCUGUGCUCGGGCUCGUUGGGGCCCGGUGCGACUCAUCUGCCUGCAGAGGAGAGAGGGCGGCCUGGGCCUCACGCUGAGAGGAGACUCCCCCGUCCUGGUGGCAGGAGUGGUGCCCGGAGGCUGUGCAGCGGAGGCAGGACUGAGGGAAGGAGACUACAUAGUGGCGGUGGAUGGUCAGGACUGUAAAUGGGCCAAACACAGCGAGGUCGUCCACAUGCUGAAGAGCUGCAGCGACAGAAAGGUGGAGCUCAGCGUGGUCACGUUACACUCACAUGAUACACAGGUGGAGAGGAGGGCCAUCAUGCUGUCCCACUGCAGCGACAAAGAAAACGCCCGGCAGCGUCUGCUGGGUGGGGCUAAGGGCCAGAGCUCCGCCUCCCUACUGAACUGGAACAGGAAGAAGAAGAGAGAGGGCGACGGCGCCACCAAGAGACUCGGAAGCACUUUCAGUUUGUCAUUUGGAAGCAUCAGAGACACGGAGGCCAUGUACUGAGGCGUGACGGCAGAGCAUCCACUCAGGAAACAACAACAGCAGCGCCGCUCACGGUACGACGGAGGCUGCGGUCUCUGUCGAGUGCUGCACUCGCUCCACCAGCUCCUCUGUUGGAGGAGCCGCAGCGUUGACUCACACUUGGCUGCAGCACAGUUUCAUGUGUCUGGCAAUUUUGUCAGUCAAUCAAAUACACGGAUGGAUACGUACCAGGUAGAAGUCUGAAGCAGGACAAAUCAUGAGUGGGUGUGAACAGAAGACGCAGCGCGGUGGAAACUGAGUUUAUGACAAAGCGUCAGAUCAGUAAACAGACUUGACGCAGCCUGAACCUGUGACGUGUACGCUCUGUGUACAAAGACUUAGCUAAAAAACAAAAGCAGAUGGUCUUUGAGUGACGACUUGAUAAUAAGAGGGAAGAGUUUAGUCUGAGCUGCCACAAACUUUUCCACAGGCUCAUAAACAUCUAACGUCUUAGUUCGAAUGGCUGAUCGGAAAGAAUAAACACAAAGUUCUGCAGUUACUUUUCUUUCUGUCUGAACAAACUUAAACUCUCGUUCAACUCCCUGCAUCCUUUUUACUGAUCACGUGCAGCAACGUGUCCCCAGAUACUCAGAGUGUUAGAGCGCAGCAUGAGUCUGACGUUGACCUGACAGCUUCACAAACUCUUUUUGCCUUUUUUAAAAUGGAUAAUAAUAAACAUGUAAACACAUUUAGUGAGCACAGAGUAGAUUUUCUUUUGCUUGCAUGUAACUUCUCUUUGAAAUGUAAGUGCGCUUGCUAAAUAUAUUUUUCAGUGCUGUAAAUCUCAAAUUGCUCACUCAGGAACAAGCACAAAUAUAACAACACUCCACUUUCACAUAAAACAAAGUAUUGUAGCAGAUUUCUUGUGUCUCAUAUUUGUUCCUGAAGUUGUCUCCGAGGUUACAGAAAAACUGUGAGUCUGUGUUGAACACAAACAUCUUAAACUUAUCUGAUGGAGAUGAUUCAGUUCAUGAUACUUUACUGUCUAAAGUAUAAUGUUGGGCUUCAUCCUCAGAUCAGCGUUUCUGGAGAAAUAUUUUAGUUUUUAUCAUUUCUGGAUUAAUUAAGCACUUCAGAGGUUUUGACCUAAUGUGUUGUAGUUUGUGUUUUAGCCGAGUGUGAAUAUUGAAAAGGAAAAGUGUUCUGGUUCUGUAGCUCUGCUGCAGUACUGAACACGAGGCGCAGAGCGAGGUGGAGUAGAUGAAAUAAACUGUGAAACUGAGAGUUUCUGUGACGGCAGCAGUGUGAGGUCGUUGUUAAAGUCCAGCCACUGUACUGCACGUUACAGCCAACUCUAGAUCUGUGAAUGACGUUAGUGGAGAAAUGUGUCUUUUGAUUAACAUUGUUUUUGUAAGAUUUUGAUACGACUAAAUUUAAAAAGUGAAAACUGUAGCACAUUAUUGUUCAGUGGAUGAUGUGUGUGUGUGUGUGUGUGUUUCCUGUUUUGUCUGUACAAUGCUCGUGCCAUGAGGGCUCAGAGUCACGAGGACAGAAAGCCAGAGGUGAAAGUUUAAAUGAACAUAAUCAUGAAAAUCAAUUUUGAUUUGAAGGAAACAAAUUAAUCUGUUAUCGACUCUGCUCUGGCUGUGUGUGUGUGUGUCUGUGUGUCUGUGUGUGUGUGACAGAGAAAAAUAAUUCUUCCUGUGUGUUUUUCACUGAAUAUCUGACCAUCUCUAAAUAAUUCAUUUGGGGAUUUGCACAGUAUUUUUUUCAUAUGAAAUCAA